UGACUCCCAUUUUAAUUAAAGGAGGCUCUUGAACUGUGACUCCUGGACAACCCCCCUUCACAAGGAAGUAAAGACUCGGAUGAGCGCUCCUAUUGUCAUUCUUGUUGAGCUCACCGAGUAGACUACUUGCAUAUUCCACAUUCUAUCAGUUUACCAAUUCUUUAAAAAAAUCAGUGUUUGUAGCCUACAUAGCCUGCUCUGUGAAACUAAUGUUCAGCAUUCCGCUAUGUUAAAUAUAUUAUGCUAUGUAUUGUGACAUUAGACUAAUGUAAGUGAUCGUAGUGAAAACAUUAUUUGACCGCUACCUAAGGCAGUUCUAAAGCGAUGCCUGGGAACUGACAUGGUUUCAGCUAGGUCCUAUCACUGAGCUCUCUUACCCCCAGCACCACUGGGCUUCGGUGCGGUAGAGGUACCCAUAGAUACAGAGUGGGGAGGCACGGCGCUUCGUCUUUUAGGCUACUUAUCUUUAUUGGUUUGAGAUAUUUGAUAACUUUCCUCUCGGACAACGAUCACAUGGGCUUUACAACAAGGAGCGCGGAGAAGUUUGAGAACAACUGCAUGCUGACACUGAGCAAACGCGAACAUAGAUUCGUCAUGUCCACCAGCCCAACGUGUUCGGUCUACCCACCAGUGAUGUUUAUAACCAGGUUUGACUCUGGCAAAAGUGUGUCUUCUACGUUCUAAGAGGACCUUUUCGUAUUUUCCUGAACUUUGCCAACUUGAGAAUGAGUGGCUUUCGUAGAUUCCUAAGGCGACGUGUACACCCAUGGAAGCUGGCCAUUGUUGCCCUGGUCUUUGUCACAUUUCUGUUGCUAAUCCAACGGGAGGUGGUCAGCCAAGGUCCUCAGGAGGAGCCAUGGCUGAAAGAGAUUGUGGUCAAGCGGGACGCUGUGCUGGGAAUGGUCAUGGGGGCGGUCAAUAACUUCAGGGACUCCAUGCCAAAGAUGCAGAUCAAAGCUCCCGUCCAUCAGCCUGAGGUACGUGGUGAGCAGUCGUGUUUGCCUGGGUACUACACUGCAGCUGAGCUCAGGCCGGCCCUCGAGCGCCCGCCCCAAGACCCCAGUGCACCCGGAGCAUCGGGGAAACCCUUCCACACGGAGAACCUGGGGCCAGUCGAAAUAAAGGAGAAAGAAAAGGGUGAGGCGAAGCACUGCUUCAACCUGUACGCCAGUGAUCGCAUCUCCCUCAGUCGAGACCUUGGACCAGACACCAGACCUCCAGAGUGUAUCGAGCAGAAGUUCAAGCGCUGCCCCCCGCUGAUGACCACCAGCGUGAUCAUUGUUUUCCACAACGAGGCCUGGAGCACACUGCUGAGGACCGUCUACAGCGUGCUCCACUCCUCGCCGGCCAUCUUCCUCAAGGAGAUCAUCCUGGUGGACGACGCCAGCGAGGACGAGAGGCUGAAGGAGGAUCUGGAUGAGUAUCUGAAGAGGCUGCACAUCGUGCACGUGGUGCGUCAGCUCGAGAGGAAGGGCCUGAUCACGGCCCGACUGCUGGGAGCGUCAGUGGCCACCGGGGACGUUCUCACCUUCCUAGACGCCCACUGUGAGUGCUUCCAUGGCUGGCUGGAGCCUUUGCUGGCCAGGAUAGCGGAGAACUACACGGCUGUGGUGAGCCCUGACAUCACCACCAUCCAUCUGGACACGUUUGAGUUUGUAAAGCCUUCACCAUACGGGCAGAACCACAACCGAGGAAACUUUGACUGGGGGUUGUCCUUUGGCUGGGAGACCUUACCUGACCACGAGAAACAGAGGCGAAAAGAUGAGACGUAUCCCAUCAGAACACCAACAUUUGCUGGAGGGCUGUUUUCCAUCUCAAAGGACUACUUCUACCACAUUGGGAGUUAUGAUGAGGAGAUGGAAAUCUGGGGAGGUGAAAAUAUUGAGAUGUCCUUCAGGGUGUGGCAGUGUGGUGGCCAGCUGGAGAUCAUCCCCUGCUCCAUCGUGGGCCACGUCUUCCGCACCAAGAGCCCCCACACCUUCCCCAAGGGCACCCAGGUCAUCGCCCGCAACCAGGUGCGUCUGGCCGAGGUCUGGAUGGACAGCUACAAGGAAAUCUUCUACCGGAGGAACCAGCAGGCUGCCCAGAUGGCCAGGGAGAAGUCGUUUGGCGAUGUCUCGCGCCGCGUGGACCUCCGGGAGAGACUGCAGUGUAAGAGCUUCUCCUGGUAUUUGAAGCACGUCUACCCCGAGGUGUUCAUGCCCGAUCUCAAUCCCCUUCAGUUUGGCGCAGUGAAGAAUGUGGGCAAAGAUGCCUGUCUGGAUGCCGGAGAGAACAAUGAGGGAGGCAAGCAGCUGAUCAUGUACCCCUGCCACGGCAUGGGGGGCAACCAGUACUUUGAGUUCUCAACACGUCACGAGGUCCGGCACAAUGUUCAGAAGGAGUUGUGUUUGCAUGGGACGGAGCGCACAGUCAAGCUGGAGGAGUGCCAGUUCAAAGGUCACAGCACAUUUGUGGGAGGAGAGCAGAAGUGGGAAUUAAAGGAGAAUCAGAUGUUUUUCAACUCUGGGUGGAACCUGUGUUUAAGCGCUAGAUAUGAACAUCCCUCUCUAGUGCCCUGCAAUGCUGCGGACCGAUACCAGCAGUGGCUCUUCACCUGAACCCUGUGGAGAUCUCUGAACAUUUGAACUGUAGAUUCAGAUUUUUAAUUUAUUUUUUUUAUAUAUAUUGAAUAAUUGCUGCUGGGAGUGUGGAACCUACAAAAACACCAAUAUGAAAACAGAAAAUGCCUUCAAGGAGGAUGCACACAGUGUAUGCUGGAACAGAACUGGGCUAGACUGAAGCCUGAUUUUAUUUUUCCUCUUUUGUGCGCUCUUUUUUUUUAUUUUUUAUUUUUUUUACCAUUUUGUACAUUGGGAAGCAAAUUGUUUAUAAUGAAGUUCACAAAGUCUUAGAAGAUUUUCAUCAGUUUCAUCUAAACUCCUAUCAUUUCAGUAGGGUGCUCCACUUUCUUUAUGCUUGAAGAUGUGUCCUACAGGUUUCAGUCAGUCAACUUUGGGAGAUGCCCCUUGUUUUGUUUUUAAGACUGAAUACAUUCUUUGUAGACUACAAACUUUUAAGGGUAGGGAAUCUCCAAUUGAAACUAUGUUAUACUAUUUUGUGCAAAGCACCAAAGAUCGCUUUUAAGUGUUGAUAAAAUAACAUUUAAUUUCAACAUUGUUUAGAUAUGUCAGUGGCAGAUGGUACAUCUUGUCAAAACAUUUCCUUGGUGGUUCUGUAAGAUAAAUGAUGUGGUAUGAGUUUACCAUGAUGUGGACCCUCAUGCAGUGUCCAGUUUACAGUGUAGAUUUUGCUAAUUCACUCAUUGUUCCCUUUUUCAUUUCGGAGGGUGGGUGAUAUGUGAAAAGUUUUUUUUUUGUUUGUCUGUCAGCUUGAGAUUUUAGUAAAUUUUUUAAGGAAAAAUGUU
Molecule: messenger RNA, 3406 nt
Organism: Alosa alosa (allis shad)
Lineage: Eukaryota; Metazoa; Chordata; Actinopteri; Clupeiformes; Clupeidae
Gene: galnt3
Product: UDP-N-acetyl-alpha-D-galactosamine:polypeptide N-acetylgalactosaminyltransferase 3 (GalNAc-T3)
Exons: 11
Coding region: 726-2600 (624 amino acids)
Cellular component (GO): Golgi apparatus
Source: RefSeq, a predicted model, not a curated record